AUGUCUUUCCGAGAGACCAAGGCGGGGGAAAAAGCCAAGCACCCUGAAGAUCAUGGCAAAAAGCAGAGUUCAAGUUGGAUCAACGGAAUGGAGAACAGCACGCAAGCCAGCACUUCUGUCGAGAAAAGAAAUCACCAUUGGAGAAGUUACAAGUUGAUUAUUGACCCGGCUCUGAAAAAAGGACAGCACAAACUCUACCGUUACGAUGGGCAACAUUUCAGCAUGCCUAACUCUGGAAUCGCUCCUGUGGAUUGUGUCAGGGAUCCCAGAAUAGGGCGAAUAUGGACCAAAACUAAGGAGUUGGAGCUGUCUGUCCCCAAAUUCAAGAUUGAUGAAUUUUACGUGGGGCCAGUGCCUCCCAAGCAGGUCACCUUUGCCAAGCUGAACGACAACAUCCGCGAAAACUUUUUGGCCGACAUGUGCAAGAAAUACGGCGAAGUGGAAGAGGUGGAGAUUCUCUACAACCCCAAGAACAAGAAGCACCUGGGCAUUGCCAAAGUCAUCUUUGCCACUGUCAAGGGUGCCCGGGAGGCUGUCCAGCACCUUCACAACACCUCUGUCAUGGGCAACAUCAUUCACGUGGAGCUGGAUACGAAAGGUGAGACCCGUAUGCGAUUCUAUGAACUGCUCGUUAAUGGUCUUUACACUCCUCAGACCCUCCCUGUAGGCACCGAACAGGACGUGUCCCCAACUGGGAAUGAAGCUCUCCAGCUGACAGAUUCCCUGAAGCGCCUGAAAGACAGUAACCUUUCUUCCACGGGCUCCUCUGUUACCCCAAACAGCAGCACGCCCUUCUCCCACGACACAGCCUAUUCCAGCUGUCGGCAAGACACCCCGAACUCGUACAGCCAAUUCACCCCGCAGUCCCAAGGAACACCUCACACCCCACGGUUAGGGACGCCGUUUUCCCAGGAUUCCACCUAUUCCAGCCGUCAGACAACGCCUGUGUACCAUUUUGGGCAGGACAGUGGGUACAAACCCAGGAGACACGAAACAAAAUUUACGGAUGCCUACAACCGCCGCCCGGGACAUCAACAUCACUACGUGCACAACUCGGCGGGUGUGUUCCGAGGCACGGAGCAUCAGUUCAGUACGUACAAAUCCCAUCAGCAGGAGCCAGUUCAGUUCUCUCACACUCCUCCCCUGAGCCACUCUAGUUCUUCGAGCUACAAAUCUGCCUUCUCUCCCUACCAACCACCAGCUGUAUUUCCCCAAUCCGACGAGCAGCAGUUUCCCCAAACUUCCAGGGAAACGGAGUACCGGAGACCUGCGCCCCCUCCCACUGAGAUGGUUGUGGAAAGCAGUGCUGCCCCUAGCAUCGAUUUUGUCCCAGUGAAGGAGAAACCAGAGGAGCCUCCGCCCUUGCCCGACUCGAACUCUGUUCCUGAACCGAGCACAGCAUCCUUCUCUCAGACUCCAGAGAGGAGCGAGACCCCUGGCACCCCCACCAUGGAGUCUGAAAUGCAGCAUAACAGUUUAGACUCAAGGAUUGAGAUGCUCUUGAAAGAGCAGAGAACAAAGUUACCCUUUCUUAACGAGCAUGACUCGGAUAACGAGAUCCGAAUGGAAGGUAGCCCUAUUUCCUCCUCUUCUUCCCAGCUCUCUCCCAUCACACCGUACGGUUCAAACUCUCAGCCCGGUUUCAGGGGGCAGACGCCUUCCUCGCGCCCUUCCAGCACGGGCUUGGAGGACAUCAGCCCAACGCCGUUACCUGACUCUGACGACGACGAGCCCAUCCCUGGGACAGCUUCUCUGAGUCAGAAUUCCCGGGGGACAUCGGAGGCCAGCAUGACUCCCAGUGAUCAGCUGGGCAGGACCUCCAAAACUGAGACCUCGGAGGCUAAGGAGAUGGUGCCUGGUGACCAGACUCCAACGUCAGAAAAAAUGGACGAGGGUCAGCAUUCCUCAGGAGAGGACAUGGAGAUCUCUGACGACGAGACCAACCCAGCGCCCAUCACCAGCGCGGAAUGUGCCAAAACCAUUGUGGUGAACUCCUCCGUCAGCAACACGGCCGUGAUGGCCCCGUCGAUCCCCCCUCUGCCACCACCGGGAUUCCCUCCUCUUCCUCCUCCGCCUCCUCCCCAGCCAGGCUUCCCGAUGCCUCCACCGCUGCCUCCGCCACCUCCACCCACCCACCCCGCCGUCACCGUCCCCCCGCCGCCGCUCCCGGCCCCUCCCGGGGUCCCCCCGCCGCACAUCUUGCCUCCGCUCCCUCCCUUCCAUCCCGGCAUGUUCCCUGUCAUGCAGGUGGAUAUGAUAAGUGUCUUGGGCAACCAGUGGGGUGGGAUGCCCAUGUCCUUCCAGAUGCAAACUCAGAUGCUGAGCCGCAUGAUGCAGGCACAGAACACGUACCAGUAUCCCCCUUUCAUGACGGGCCGGAUGCAGUUUGUGAACCUCCCUCCCUACCGCCCUUUCUCCAUGGGAGCUGCUCUCGGCCGUGGGCAGCAGUGGCCCCCACUGCCCAAGUUUGACCCCUCGGUUCCACCACCGGGGUAUGAGCCGAAGAAGGAAGAUCCCCACAAAGCCACUGUGGAUGGAGUCCUCCUGGUCAUAGUGAAGGAACUAAAGGCUAUCAUGAAAAGGGACCUGAACCGCAAGAUGGUGGAAGUCGUGGCGUUUCGGGCAUUUGAUGACUGGUGGGACAAGAAGGAACGUCUGGCAAAGGCGUCUCUCACUCCAGUGAAGUCUGGAGGAGAAGUGGAGGAAAAACCAAAGCCAAAGGAUCGAAUUGCAUCCUGUCUUUUGGAGAACUGGAACAAAGGAGAAGGCCUGGGAUACGAGGCAAUCGGCCUGGGCAUUGGGCUACGAGGGGCCAUCCGGCUGCCAUCCUUCAAGGUUAAAAGAAAGGAGCCACCUGAAGCUGCCUCAGCAGGAGAUCAGAAGAGAAUCCGGCCUUCUACUUCUGUCGAUGAUGAAGAUGAAGAGUCAGAGAGGGACAGGGAUGCUUCCGAUACCACAUCUGACCUGUCAAAGAAGGAUGGAGAAGCAGUGGGGCUGAGGCGGCGACCAGCAAGGCCGUUGGAGCUCGACAGUGAGGGAGAAGAGGGAGAUGAGACAUCAGGGAAGGAGGAAGAGUCCUCCUCAGAGAAGGAAGAGGAACAAGAAGAAGAGGGAGGCUUGGCGAAAGCAGCACCUGGCAAGGAGGAAGAGGAGGAGGAGGAGGAUGAAGAUGAUGAGGAUGAAGAUGACGAUGAUGAGGAUGAAGAUGAGGAGGAGGAGACAGGCAUAGACACAAGUGACAAAGAGGAGGAGCAGGACUCCGAGGAGGAUGUAGCAAGUCCCUCGUCUUCCAAGGCUGAAGUUGAAUCAUCCGAUGAAAGUGAGGACUCCUCUGAAUUCGAGUCAAGUUCAGACUCGGAUGAUGAUGAGGAGGAUGAUGAUGACGAUGAAGAUGAGGAGGAGGAAGAGGAGGAAGAGGUGGCUGAAGAUCAAGACAGAGAAGCCAUGGUUGCUGAGACAGAGCAUGAACCUGCCGGUCAUGAGAUUCCUGACGACGAGAGGGAGACUAUUUUGGAGCUGUAUCCUGUGGAUGACUACAUGGAUGCAACGGGCUUGGGACUCGCCGAGCCAGCUUUGGCAGUGAAAGAUGAAGGCCAUGAAGAAAUCAAGGCAGGGGAAAGUGAAUGUGGCCAAAUCACAGGGGCAUCUCUUGCUGCUGAAACUCUGAAACACUUGGUUAUGGAAAGAGACCAGGAGACAAAACUUGCUCUCUCUCCCAUCUGUAGGCCAGAGGAAGAGUCUGAACCCACUUCCAUGCUGGAGCCAGAGGUCCAGGAAGGUCCAAAGCCUGAAUCUCAAGAUGAGGAGGCGACGCUCUGUAUCUCCACUCCAGUGGGAGUCUUCGGAGAACCUCUGCCCAACAAAAGCAGCUUCUUUGGCAAAUCUGACGACAGCAACUCAGAAGCUCGUGCUAAACCAAAGCUGCCCUCGACAGCGGAGGAGGACGAGCGGCUGCCCCGCACGCCGGGACGGGAGGUGAUGAUCCACUCGGAGACUGACACACUUUUGCUUCCAGCCCACAAGGUGCCAUCCUCCAUGCUUCCCUUGCCAUCGACUCCCGGUAAGGAGGAAUCUUUAGUCCCUCCAGAAAAGUUCCCUGAACAAUUAAUGGUGACCAAAACGUCUGUGGAAGAGGAGAUUCCGAGGACUCCUGGGCGGGACAUUUUGGCCAAGUCUUCACACCCUCUUGCGAAGUCGCAGAGCACGGACACUGUUCCAGCCACGCCAGGAAGUGAUGCUCCCCUUACAGGAAGCAGCUUGACCCUCAGUUCCCCUCAAGUCCCAGGGAGCCCCUUUUCCUACCCGUCCCAAUCUCCUGGCAUUAACAGUGGCAUUCCUCGGACUCCUGGGAGAGAUUUCAAUUUCACGCCCACUUUCCCAGAGGCUGGUGCUACCAUUCCUUGCCUUCUGUCUGGCAAGAAACAGUCAGAGGAUGAGCUGGAUGAGAAACCCUUUAAAGAGCCUCUUGGUGCUUCCCUUACGAUCAGCAUGAACAGUGUUCCUUCUCCUAUCCCCUUCGCCAGCCCCCCCCAAGCAGAUUUCCACAUGGACAUGGGUUUGCCACCUGAUGAGCCAAUACCUGUAGCAGCCCUGCCAUGCAUGCAUGGAGAUGGAAGAAUGCCCAUUGAGGAAUGCAAGGCGGAAGUAAAAUCUGGUUUGCUCUCACCAGAAGUACCCCCUGGGGCUUCUAUUCUUCCUCCCCCACCACCACCUUCUGUUCUUCCCAAAAGGAGGCCGGGUCGGCCAAGGCGGUCACCACCCUCUGUCCUCUCCUUGGAUGUGUACUCAGGCAAACCCAUAGAACCUCCUCCCGUGCCAGUGGCCUUGGUGGAAGGUCCUGUGGGCAAAGAGCUCUUGAGUGGACAUCCUGAUGCUUACUAUGGACUGAAAGACCCUGAAGCCGUCACCCUGGACUUCAGGAAUGACGGUUUCCAUGAGAAAAUAGCAGCUGAGACAGUUGCGGAGAAACUGCCAUUUAAGGAACUGGAGAACCAGUGGAAUGAAGACUUCAAGGAAGAAGAAGCUAAACCUAAAAGACAGUGGCGAAGGCAGAAGAAAACAUCUGAGGACCUCCCGGUGAUCCCUUCCCCAGAGUAUUCCCCACCCCGGCCUCAGUUCAGGCCGCGCUCCGAGUUUGAGGAGAUGACCAUUUUGUAUGACAUUUGGAACGGGGGCAUAGAUGAGGAAGAUAUCAAAUUCAUGUGUAUCACAUAUGACCGCCUGUUGCAGCAGGACAAUGGCAUGGACUGGCUCAAUGACACCCUGUGGGUAUUCCAUCCUUCUACUAGCUUUUCUACCCCCAAGAAAAAGAAGCGGGACGAUGGGAUGCGGGAGCACGUGACGGGCUGUGCACGAAGUGAAGGCUAUUACAAAAUUGAUAAGAAGGACAAACUUAAAUACCUCAACAAUAGCCGAGCUUUCGCGGAGGAGCCUCCAGCUGACACACAGGGUAUGAGCAUCCCUGCCCAACCUCAUGCUUCCACCCGGGCUGGUUCCGAGAGGCGAUCAGAGCAACGCAGGCUCCUCUCCUCCUUCACUGGUAGCUGUGACAGUGACCUGCUCAAGUUCAACCAGCUCAAGUUCCGGAAGAAAAAACUAAAAUUCUGUAAGAGCCACAUUCACGACUGGGGCCUUUUUGCUAUGGAACCCAUUGCAGCUGAUGAGAUGGUGAUCGAAUACGUGGGUCAGAACAUCAGGCAGGUCAUUGCUGACAUGCGUGAGAAGCGCUACGAGGACGAGGGCAUUGGCAGCAGUUACAUGUUCAGGGUCGAUCACGACACCAUCAUCGACGCCACGAAAUGCGGAAACUUCGCCCGGUUCAUCAAUCACAGCUGCAACCCAAAUUGUUAUGCUAAAGUGAUCACAGUGGAGUCCCAAAAGAAGAUCGUCAUCUAUUCCAAGCAGCACAUCAAUGUGAACGAGGAAAUUACCUACGACUACAAGUUUCCAAUUGAGGAUGUAAAAAUCCCAUGUCUCUGUGGCUCUGAGAACUGCAGGGGAACCCUGAACUGAUCUCAAGGUUUCUCGUCACACUUGCACCUUCGGCCAUGUCAAAACUGUGGUAACCAGGUGUGGUUGCACUUUGCCAAAAAAAGAGGAAAAAAAAAAAAAAACAAACAAAGAAAAAAAGGAAGAAAAAAAAAUUUAAAAGGAUUAAAAAAAUACUUAAAAAAAAAAAAGAGGAAAAAGAGAAGAAGAAAACCAAGCAAGUUUCGCACUUCUGCCGGAUCACGAGCGAAAGCAAAAAGCGCACACGCUUACGAGGACUGUUCACGUUUCAGGUGCUCUUUCCUUUUCAGAUCCAACACGCACACAAAAAGGUGAUAACCAUUUUGUGGCAUGGUCUAUCCAAACACUAGCUUCUCUGUUCAGUCCCUGCAGUAAUGCUCCGUAAUGGGAUAAUGGUACCUUUUUUUUUUUUUUAUUGUUGUUAUAAACCUUCAUCUUUUCAUAAAUGCUGCUACCUUUUUCUCAUCAGUUUUGUUGGUUGAAAAAGACAUUCAACGUUUAAAUGUGAAGCAGAGACUGAAAAUGCCAUAUAGGGUUUGUUGGGAGCUUGAUUGGCUGAAAUUGCACAGAUUUCUCAGAGUAAGCUGUAAAUAAAUGUAAGGUUGAUGUUACAGAGCAAGCCAGAGGCUUGAGGGUGUGUGAAUGAGCGUGUGAGUGUGCUUGGGGGGGUGUGUGUGUAGAUAUGUCCACAAUGAGACUAGAGGUGAACUGUCCUGCCUUUUUGUUAGGGAUGAGCCUGAACAAGUCCCCUCAGCCAGACCCCCCAAGGCAGAGUCGGGUCAGCACAGACCUCAGCUCACAGCCUUGGGCUCGUCUCUCAUUUUCUAUGCCAUGCUGGUCUAUGGGGGAUCCAAACCUCUGCACCCCUGCGUGAGAAAUGCUUGGAUACUGCAAUCACAGUGAGAGCUGGAGUCAGUUGUGUAGCUGUAGCAUCGUGGCACAGCGUGUGGCCUUUGGGGAUGCCCAUUCCUUGGAGAUGGGUUUGUCUUGCAUGCAGAAGAGGCUGAGAUAAAGGGGAGAACUCAGCUGUAGAAAUUCUGCUCUGCUUGUAAGCAAAGACUUUGGCCCGCGUUUGGAAUAGGAUUUUCUUCCUGUAGAUGGGAAACAGGCUGAUGUAUGUCUCGUGUUCACUUUUCUCCCUUUCAUCUGCAUUUCCCUGCCCUUUCCAGUGUUUAAGUGGAGUAUUUGCUCUGUCCUUGAAUGUGGGAGAUCCUCCUGUGAUAGGAGCAAGCUGUGCUGUGCCGCUCUCCUCCCUCUGUUACUCAGUAACUUGGCCUGGGGAUGGUCCCAUCCCUCCAGUAAGAUCGUGGUAAAAGUGUCCCUGAGAACAAUCCUGUCCCCCCCAUCUACAGCAUGGAAAUGAUGAAUGCUUCUCCAAAUUUGGAAGGCACGUAUUGAAAUGAUUUCUCGGUAUAUUUUGUCCUUGUGGAUGUGCUGUGUUGCAGUUCUUCAAGGGGUUCCAUUUAAAAAUGGGGCAAAACACCAAAGAAAUAGUUCUUUGGAUGUGAUCUGAAAAUGUUAUGUGACCGUUCAGGUAUAGACAGGAUCAGUUUUCCAACUUGCAUUGAAUUUCUCCUGCUUUAAAAGUAGAGAUUAGCUGUACUAAACCCUUUUUAAUUGGCUUAUAAGGGGAAGUUGCAAUGUCAUUAUGAAAUGGGAAGAUUAUCUGCAUAACUAAACAUCUUCUCCCCACAGAACCAAUUACACAGCUGUUUUCUUGUAGCCUUUCAAACCUCCGUGAGCUGAGGUUACAACCUUGCAAAAGAGGUUCCUGGAAGUUUUUUCAGCUGUUCCAUGGAAUUGCCAGGCCUGCACUGCUGAGUGGAGCUUGUAAUGUAGGUUAGACCUCUGCAUCUGAAUUUCUUCUUCAGAUAAAAGGCCUGAAAGGGCAGGAACACACAGACUGCUCCAAACUGCCUUAAUACCUCCUGUAUUUCUGUCUGAGGGUGAGCAGAUUGUUGCUGACAGUCCAUAGUCUCAUCUCUGCUUUUGUUUUGGUUUGGUUUUGUUGUUUCCCCCUCUUCUUUAUAAAUCUCUCCAGCAAUUGGGUAUUGGUGACCCAGAACCUAAAAUUGUGAAGCACAACUAGUUUCUGUCACUGACUGUUGGUUGUAACUGCAGUGAUGGCAUUUGGGAGUUAAACCAGCUGCUCAGUUUAGUUUAGUUUUGGGGGUUUUUUAAGAAGGUUCAUCUUGUUGUGUUGAAGCUCCAGUUGGCAUCUCUACAGCUUGGCCUUUGACUUUCAAAGCUUUGGAAAUGCACAGAAGUUUCCUGUGUCUCAGAACUGAAGCUCCUGUGUGCGGCAUUUUGGCCCGUGGCCUUGGCCUUCUCCCUCUUUGGUCCAUCGAACCAGUGCAGUAACAGUGGAUUUGUGGGGGUGAGGACACCCCAAAUGGCCCAGCCCCAAGAACCUGAUGGCAGUUCUGUGUUUCCCAGCAUAUCUGUGUGCUCUGGAUGGGAUUAGCCCCUGCAGUUUGCCUUAAUCUUUGGUGAGGAAGGCGGGGAGGAAGGUCACAGUCACCUUCGGGACCUUUCGCUGCAUUUUUAGGAGCACCAAAGGGAUUUGGGUGCCAAAGUCCAUGAGCACCUAAAUCACUUGGGUACUUCUGAAACUGCCUGUAAUCCAUCCCUUUUUAGGAUCCUGGACAAAUAAUGUAAGGUUUUGUGAGAGCUGAGCUCUCAGUAGUUCCCCAGGAAGAAACAGAGCUGUUGGAUACGUAGCACUUCUGAAAAAUCAUGUUGGUCUGGUCUCAAAGCCAAACCCGAGGCUUCUCUUUUCUUCCCUGUAAAUCUUGGCUUGCAAAGUCCUACCUGGGAUAUUUGUCUCAGACUGGGAAGCUGCCCCAACCCCAGAACAGAUCAUUUUAUGGUGAGGACUGCAAGUCCAGUGCAGUGAUUUCCAUGAGCGCUGCGGGUGCCUGUGGCUGCCCUGUCCCUGCAGGGUCUUCUUGGGCCAGGGGAGCCCUGCAGCCACAGAUGUGGUUUGGGAAGGCACCCCUGGAGAUGCCUCUAAUCCCUCCAGGUCCUUUGGCUUGUACUUAGCAAGGGGUGAGAUGAGAGGAGGGCAGGAGGUAUGUGGUGCAGGCACAGCCUGGGUCACCCCCAGCGUUGUUCUCCCGCGCUCAGCACGGGCACCCCGGCACCCCAUGGAAACACAGACGAGGACUAAAGGGAAACCUCACCAGCACGUGCUGCUUUCAGAGAGACUGAAAUGGUUUUGUUCACUGAAAAGCCUGUCCCCAAUUUAUUGUCACUUAAAUUGAAGCCUGAGACAAUAAUGAGAGAGAGAGAGACAUCGACUGUGCUCCCUGCAAAAUUCCACCUCGCUGGGAGAAAUGACCCGGGAGAACAGUGCAAAAUUUUGGAAGGAGAGCUUAAACCUUUAGUUUCCCGACAGGAAGCUGGUGUGAGUUGAGGGUGCAGGUCCCUCCACGGUGACAUCCAUAGGAAGUGCUGCCCAACACCUCCGUUGAUCCGUGCAGUUCACACCCACCUGCAGUCCCAGGCUGGUCCCAAAGUUGGUCUGUGACUCUCGGGGAUCCAGGAGGGGAAGGGGCUCAUCUUGCAGUUAUUUAUAUUGUAUAGAGCAGCUUAUUUCUACAAGGAAAAAAAGAAAACCAACAUUUUUAAACUCCAACAAAUUAUACAGUAGUUUCAGUUCCGGUUUUUGUGACCUUUUUCAGGGAUCAUUUCAGUGCAUUUCUGUAUAAAAUAAAAAUUUAAGGAAAAAAAAGGAUUUUGAAGUAUAAAAAAAUGCAUCCUCUGUACAUAGGCAAACUCAAGAAUCUUCUCUUCAAACACUGUUUCUUGUAGAAACAUGUUGAAAUUUUUUUGCUGAUUUCUUUGUACUUCAAGAGCAUGUAAAUAGUUUAUUAAAAGUGACUAUUGUAAUUUGGAGUUCUUUUUAAACAGAUUCCAGCUCUAAAUCAUGUCAAGAUGGGGAGGAAGAAGGACUGAGUAUAGCAAAGGAGCUGGUGGCAUUUACAGCUUGUGUCAAGCUUUGUAUAAUGUAAAUUCUGUAUAAAUAUGAGGGUUUUUUGUCAAAUAAAUAGAUGAAAUUAGAAGCAUUAAGAAACUGAAGUCAAAAAAUUGCCAAGUCAAGGCUUCUUCUUUCCCCUGACCCCUCAGUCUGAAACCUAAUGUGCAAAAUCUAUUUAUUUCAAGCGAGGAAAUAUGUACAGUCUAAUAGACACCCUAAAAUGUAUUUAAGCAGGUUUGCAACUGGAUUUUUUCAGUUUAAUAUUUGUUUUGUUUUUAUGAGUUUCCUCCUUAAUUGCCACUGUAGGAUUUGUCCAAGUGAAAAGAAACACAUCGAGACGGACACUCUAAAACAACGGGGCAGUUUUAAAAGUGGAAGAACACCCAGCUCCCAAUCCUUGCAGUUUUCUGGUUGUUUUAAUUCCCAGCGUGGAAAUCAAGAGGCCUCCUUUAAAAGUAGGCAGGUCAAAUGAUUUGCAAUAAAUGGAAAAAAAAAAAAACAACAACUUAUUUUUUUUUUUUUAAGUUCCUUAAAAAAAAAGGCAACAACUCUGCUUUGAAGAUUUAGGAUUUCUGCUUUUUCUUUCGUUAAGCAAAUUUAUGACUUUAGGGAUGUUUUGUGCAUAUAGAAUCUGUCACCAGUAUGUAUCUUGUUUUGAAGAAAGUGUUUUUGUUGUGGAUGUGUCAUGCUGUAUAUAUUUGUUCAUAUUUUUGUGAAUUGAAUACUAUGUACCAUUGUAUUAUAGUAACUUUUAUAAAGCAAACCAUAAAUAUA
Molecule: messenger RNA, 10762 nt
Organism: Chiroxiphia lanceolata (lance-tailed manakin)
Lineage: Eukaryota; Metazoa; Chordata; Aves; Passeriformes; Pipridae
Gene: SETD1B
Product: SET domain containing 1B, histone lysine methyltransferase
Exons: 18
Coding region: 1-6012 (2003 amino acids)
Cellular component (GO): Set1C/COMPASS complex
Molecular function (GO): protein binding; RNA binding; histone H3K4 methyltransferase activity
Source: RefSeq, a predicted model, not a curated record